UUACAUCAGACGUCCAUCUCAACAUGUGGAUACAGCCUCUCGCAUCUCUAAACAAAUAUUGCGUCUUUGAGAAGGAUUUCAUAUUUAGAUCGAUAUUCGCCUGUUGCCCUUCUUGAUUAAAGGGCUUCCUAGGUUUUUAAGGCUAGACCUAUUUGGACGCGAUGCCGAAAGGGAAGAAGAAAUCCAAGUCGGGUGGCACCCUUCGGGGAUCCCGGCUUGAGGCCGGACUGGCACCCUCGAGCAGCGACGACGAGUCCAACGCUGACACAGCCAGCGUGCUCAGCUGUGCGUCAGAAUCUCGAUGCGGCAGUGACAGCACUGUUGGUGAGGCAGAUGUUGAGGAUGGCGGUGUGCUUCACGACGACUUUGAAGACAAACUUAAAGAAGCAAUUGAAGGAACAUCUCAAAAAAGUGCCAAAGGUCGCCUCUCAUGCCUGGAAGCCAUUCGCAGAGCUCUGUCCAACAGAUACCUGUACGAUUUUCUCAUUGAACGGCCAACAACUGUUUGCGACUUCGUGGAGCGUGGCCUGCGCAAAGGUCGAGGCGAGGAGCAGGGUGUGUCAGCCACCCUGGCCGCUCUGGCCUGUGUUCACUACGGGGCCGGCGAAGAGGCGGCUAGCCUGUUUCAGACAUUGCUUCAGCCGUUGACCACUCUGCUCUUAGACACAGCGCAACCUCCAUCAGUGCGAGCAAAGUGUGCAACAGCCCUUGGCCUUUGCUGCUUUGUGGCAGAGUCGGACAACUAUACAGAGGUGCAGAGGUGCAUGGAAUCUCUGUGGCAGGCACUGUCAGGGGCCAAACCAUCGACCGGCAACAGUCCCACCACUGUGGUGCACAGUGCGGCUCUCUUGGCUUGGGGUCUCCUGCUCACCGUGGCACCUCUGGACAGGCUGUUGGCACAGGCCAAGAGCAACAUGGGCCGCCUUCAGGAACUGUUGGAGAGCUCGGAUCUGGACUUGCGAAUCGCGGCCGGCGAAGUCAUUGCCAUCAUCUAUGAAGUGGCCAGGGAUUAUGAUGACAAUUUUGAGGAACCAUCAGACGACCUUUGCAACCAACUACGGCAGCUUGCCACCGACAGCCAAAAGUUCAGAGCGAAAAAGGAGCGUCGUCAACAACGCUCCACUUUCCGCGAUGUCUACCGGGCAGUCCGUGAAGGCUCCUCACCAGACAUCAGCGUGAAAUUUGGCCGCGAAGUUCUCGAGCUGGACACCUGGAGCCGUAAGCUGCAGUACGAUGCCUUCUGCCAACUGCUGGGAUCAGGCAUGAACCUCCACCUAGCUGCGAACGAGCUCUUGAGGGACAUUUUCGAAUUAGGUCCUGUAAUUGCGGCUGAAGACCACAUCAUUUCAAAAAUAACAAAAUUUGAGAGGCACAUGGUGAACCUUGCCAGCUGUCGGGCCCGCACGAAGACCCGUAACAGGCUGCGUGACAAGAGGGCCGACGUGUACGCCUGACGGCAGCUACGGAUUUCAAGAGGGCGACCUCGUCUUCCUUCCUGGCAGCGUCUCAAAAUUUUUCUCUUUUUCUGGGAGAUGCUAACACCCACUUAUCGAGGGCACUUUGAAAAUCGGUCUCGGGCGCAUGGUCCUUUUUACGGCGCAAUCAGGCUUGCCAGACCGUCGCAGGACAUCCGGUCGUAGCAGUCGUCGCUUCCCCAUCCUGCGACCCUCUUCGAACCACCAUCGGUGCUUGCAUGCUUUCUUGCAUUCCUGGGAAACGGGCUCGGCGUCGCAAAUCGAGAGAGCCAGCGUUGAAAGCCACCACACACGCUGUUAGAAGAAAAAGAAAAAAAAAAAUACGAGGCUGUAGCGUGUAAGCGAGUCAAGGUCAAAUACUAGUUCUGGUCCGAGUAUUUAACUGUCACUCGACGUAUUUAUAACGCUUUCUUUUGCAUGUAUUCAACUAGUAUAUACAAACCGCUGAUGCAGUUAAAUUAUGUGCAUUGAGUCUAGAGUCCCCAAUUUUGUAUCGAUUUGCUCGGUUACAAUGCAGUGCAAGUGCUUUUUAGCAGUAGAUGCGGCGGUUGAAGACUGGCUGUUGAAUGUGCUGUCGUGGUUUUUCCAGAAAGUAACCUCGAGCAUUGGCCGGUGCAGCAAAACUGGCCUGGCGGGAAUGCGGUCAGUGGAUCUGUGAUACUUGUUUUCGGUGACGUGGAGUUGUAAACUCGACUGGGCACUGCCACAAAUAGGUGCACGUCGUGUGCGCUUUGGUGAAGAAUAAAAAAAAAAGUUUGUUGCCUGUACAGCAAAAUAGAUGUGCUAGCUUGCUUGUUAGGUGCAGUUCUUCGUGCUUGCGUGGGAGCAGCAAUGUUUUUUUUUUGGAAUGCGAAAAUUUGAAAAAUGGUUCCGGUUAACAGCCGGAGUAAUUGAAGAUGAGACAAGACACGUCACUAAACUGUCAACUUGUUGCCCAGUGUUGGCUUUGUGGAGAUGCAUGCAGAGCUGUUUGCAAUUCUAACAUUGUUCUGGCCAUCCAAUGUACUGAACUUCGAUGAUUUUUUUUUCCAAGUCCAAUGCCCUGAAAAAGUUUCGUAGUUACGGGUACAAACCAGAGACCCUGCAUUGUAUAGCCCGCUUGAUAAACAGUGGCCUUUUUGUUCGUUCAUAUUUUUUUACUGUUCAAACGAUUUAUUUGUUGCUCAGCAACCCAGAAUGAUUUUGUUUUGGGUUAUGCACAGUAGUAAGGCACUUUUAAAAUAAUGUUCCAUGCCGGUGGCAAAUCUUCGCUUUAAAAAGUAUGUGGCUGUUCAUUUAUACGGUACUGAUGGUACAGGUUGACAGCGUGACUUGCGUAGCGCAACUCUUCCAACACAUAUCGCCGGGCCAGAAAAUUCAAAGCUGCUUUCAUGAGCUCAAGGAGGUGACCAUGUGACUCACAAUCGAUAGGCAUUGGAUUGCGCAAAUGGGCAAUGUCGCGUGUGCUCUGGCUUGUAAAUUGACCUUCGGGUCUUUUAGCGAGUGGACGCGUUCUUAUGCUAUGGUGUGUAGAUAUCUUUUUAUUAUUUGUUGGUACGCAUCUAGUCUUCAGAAAAGCCGUCUAUUUUGAAAUAAAAAAAAAUAAUGCAGUUCUAUGCAAGGCACUUGCAUGUUUCCAAUCAUGAAAAAAAAAAGUAAAAACCAUUUUGGGAGCAACGAAUGUACAGUCGUGUAAAAAAAGGAAUACGAACAAAGGGCAGCUCAAACGUUUAGGUCUGCAGGUGCAUUUGAUAUUAAAGCAUGUACACUUAGUUUUUUAAUAGUAUUAUAAAUUUUUGGCGACUACUACAUGAUAACAGUGUUCCUACGAAAAGGGGACGUAGACAGCGGAUGUAGAUUGUGUAGGCCUAAACUGGAUAGAGCUGCAUGUGCACACUGCAGGCAAAUUAUUUUUUACGGUGACUGUGCACCAAAUUUUCUUUAUUAGCAUCGACGUAGCCUCAGAGCAUUGGCAGAUUGUUUCGCGAUAUGUACUUUUGUGCACUCUUUUAAUUUACGGGGACUUGUAUUUGUGUACAGUUUUUUUGUUGUUGUUUUGAACGAAAAACUUUUUUUGUGUUGCUUUUAUUUUUAAGAUAUCUUGUUGCCUUUUGCAGAUGAUGCUUGUUUAAGAUGUUUUUUAAUGCCAUUUUCAUUCUUUUGUCUGCACAGGCGCCCUGCGAAAUGCUCUAGCAUCGCCUUGGUGUGCAGAUUUAACUUGUUUGUACAUGUUUGUGAAAAAGGACUUUGUCUAUAGUAAAAUGCCUGGAUGUUUCCAUUGACC
Rhipicephalus microplus (southern cattle tick) is the source of this 3738-nucleotide messenger RNA. It is a transcript of the gene Ifrd1, whose product is annotated as Interferon-related developmental regulator 1. NCBI's taxonomy places the organism in Eukaryota, Metazoa, Arthropoda, Arachnida, Ixodida, Ixodidae. The record is from RefSeq and is a predicted model, not a curated record.